Megalobrama amblycephala (Wuchang bream) is the source of this 1178-nucleotide messenger RNA. RefSeq names its product gamma-glutamyl hydrolase (gene gghl). Gene Ontology annotation, cellular component: vacuole. Gene Ontology annotation, molecular function: gamma-glutamyl-peptidase activity. NCBI's taxonomy places the organism in Eukaryota, Metazoa, Chordata, Actinopteri, Cypriniformes, Xenocyprididae. The transcript has 9 exons. The record is from RefSeq and is a predicted model, not a curated record. Bases 13 to 1044 code for a protein of 343 amino acids. Gene Ontology annotation, biological process: tetrahydrofolylpolyglutamate metabolic process.
CGCACACACUAUAUGAAACAGAUUACACAACUGAAUAAGCACACACUGUCAGCUGUCUUCAUGUCGCCACCGGGUCCGCGCGCAGUGAGGAUGGGCUUCAGUGCGCUCGUGUGCGCGUGUGUUCUCGCGUUCUGCGGCGCUGCUCCGGUAAAACACCUGCAGAGGAACGAGCCUGAGAACAACAGACCGAUCAUCGGUAUUCUGACGCAAGAGGUUGACAGUGAGGCUAUGAAAAUAUUUGGGAAGACCUACAUCCCUUCAUCAUAUGUGAAGUACAUCGAAUCCGGAGGAGCUAGAGUUGUGCCAAUCAGGUUAAACCAGAGUUCAGCAGAACAUGAACAAAUCUUCAACUCAAUAAAUGGUCUCAUUCUCAUCGGAGGCUCUGUGAACCUGGAGACAUCUGACUUUGCUCACACAGCUGGGAUUUACUUCAGACUUGCGCUUAAGGCACAUGAUGAGGGUGAGUACUUUCCCAUCUGGGGAACAUGCCUGGGAUUUCAGCUGCUCACUGUGCUGGUGGCCGGAGAAAACCUGUUGAGUAAGACUACAGCAGAGAAUGUCACUUAUCCACUCAACUUCAGCGCAGAGGCUCAAUCCAGUCGUAUGUUCGCAAACAUUCCACCUGACCUCCGUAAAGCAUUGUCCCAGGAACCACUCACUGCAAAUUUCCACCACUAUGGAGUGACUAAAGAGGCAUUCAUGGGUAAUGAGAAGCUGAAAGACUUCUUUUCAGUGCUGUCCACAAACAUAGCAGAAAACGGCCUUGAGUUUGUUUCCACCAUGGAAGGCAGGAAACACCCUUUCUAUGGGGUUCAGUGGCACCCGGAGGUGAACCGCUUUCAGUGGGACCCUCGUUACAACUUUCCUCAUUCCAGCAACGCUGUGCGCGUCUCAUCCGUACUGGCUGAAUUCUUUGUAAAUGAGGGAAGGAGAAGCUCCCAUCACUUCAGUGACGCAGCAGAAGAGAGCCUCGCGCUUAUAUACAACUACAACCCUGUUUAUGUGGCGAAUAUCUCUGCAUAUGAACAGUCUUAUUUCUUCUGAGAGACACAUAAUAUUUGAGGAUGAUGAGGAAGAAAACCAUUCUCAGGAAUUUAUAGAUUGUACUGUAAUAAUUAUCACGCUCAGACCUCAUAUUUAAGAAUAUAAUGUUUUUAACAGAGAGACGAAUGAAAUCA